GAAGUCGCGUCUUUGAUUCCGGUUUGAAAACAGAAAACAAACCGGUUGGCGGUAAAGAUGGAGGCGGCGGAGGGAGAGGAGCUCAGAGUCCCGGUGACGGCGAAGACACAAGUGACGGAGCAGGUGAAUAAAUAUAAAGACAUUUUAAAAACUGCGCUGACCGGACAGACGAACGUUCCCGAGGAGACGAGGCGGGUUCUCCUGCAGGAGCUGCUGAUGAACUUCGAAGCUGCUGUUCAGGACAACGUGUUGGUGAAUGGAAAACCUUGGGAGGAGGCACCUGAUGCUGAGGAGGAUGAGUCGGCUGAUCUGGAAAGCCUCCUGGAUGACACCAUUGUUGAGACCACCAGGAGGCGCCGUACUUACCCCAGACAGAUCCUGCCGCAUGUGGUCCAUUCCCUCAAGGCUGAGCGUAAAGUCAUGGGGCUUUAUGAACCAGCAGUCAAACCUCAAGAGGUGGCCAGAGACCCUGAUCAAGAGAACAUCAUGACUGAUUUGUCUGCAGCUGCUCCUGAGAUGGUGAAACAGGCCAUCCAGGUUAUAAAGUCGAUCAGCACUCUGCAGAAACAAGCCGAAGGCCUCCGAGAGGUCCUCAACAUGAAGCCGAGUCACACCACCCUGGAGAUCCAUAGAGAAGUGUUCAGCUGCAACGGCCAAUCUGACGCUCCGAUGCCGGGCACGGCUGCGAGGAACAGGCUGCCGAUCAAGCGAGCCGUAGAUGAAGCGGCGGCCUCAGAAUGCUACGUGCCUCUCUCCAAGAAACUAGGUCACCCUGUGGGAGAGGGUGAACCAGAGAUCUGAACAUUUAAAUUUGCCCUUCUGUCUCAAACGAGUCGGUUUAUCUUCAUCUUAAGAUCUUUACUGUUAAUGUAAACUCUUUUUUUUAAACCUGUGCUGUGUCUUUUUAAUUUUAAAGGAAAAGGCUGUUAAUAUUUUAUAUUUGUCAUUUUUCUCCAUUAAAUAUCUAAAACCAA
Molecule: messenger RNA, 974 nt
Organism: Paralichthys olivaceus (Japanese flounder)
Lineage: Eukaryota; Metazoa; Chordata; Actinopteri; Pleuronectiformes; Paralichthyidae
Gene: nsl1
Product: NSL1 component of MIS12 kinetochore complex
Biological process (GO): mitotic sister chromatid segregation
Cellular component (GO): kinetochore; MIS12/MIND type complex
Source: RefSeq, a predicted model, not a curated record